Molecule: messenger RNA, 585 nt
Organism: Penicillium chermesinum
Lineage: Eukaryota; Fungi; Ascomycota; Eurotiomycetes; Eurotiales; Aspergillaceae
Exons: 1
Coding region: 1-585 (194 amino acids)
Source: RefSeq, a predicted model, not a curated record
AUGUCGCAAUUCAAACUAAUCAACUCGGACGACCCAGUUCCUGGCAAUGGAACUCUGCCAUCGGAGUUCGUUUUGAAAACCAAGGCUGAGACAGACAUCUGGGCAAAGCCGCCUUCCACGACGCCUUUCUCUGCUCCUGUGCUCUACCAGACGGUUGCCCUGGACUCCUUUAAACGCGCUCGCGUCUCGUUCAAUGCAGAAUGGACGCUCAACUACGAUCAGGGAGGUCUUAUCUUUGUUUUGCAGUAUGUUGAUGGAUCGAAGAAGUUCAUCAAGACCGGCAUCGAGCACACCCAUGGCAAGCCUCACCUGAGUGUUGUCGUAAAGGAUCGCUGGGCGGACUGGAGCUUGCUUCCAGUGCCCUCUGGCGGCAGUGAAGCGACUCUGGAGAUCAGUCGGGAGCCCGAUGACAGCUUGUGGAUCUAUGUGGUGGAAGGCAACCACCGAUCUCCAAUCCGUGAGGUGACUUGGAUAUUUUCCGAGGAGGGUGUGCAGGAGACAUGGGUUGGGGUGUACGCAGCACGACCGUCUACGGGAGGUGAGCUGGCGGUGACCUUCGGACAUCUGAUUAUCGACCUCCAAUAG